AUGGGUUCCUCGGAGCUUCCGUCUAAGAUGAAGGCGCUGAAAUACGAUCAGCCUGAGAAGUUCAGCGUCGUCGAAGUGCCUCUGCCAAAACUGCGUGACAACGAUGUCCUUAUCAAAGUCAAGGCUUGCGGCGUGUGCGGUACCGACUUGCACAUCCACGAAGGAGAGUUUCUGGCCAAGUUCCCGUUGAUCCCUGGUCAUGAGACGGUCGGUGUCGUGGCAGCGGUUGGACCCAAGGUCAAGGGCUUCAACAUUGGUGACCGUGUGGUUGCCGACAACUCCGAACUCUGCGGAGAGUGCUUCUACUGUCGUCGAGGAGAGGAGCUGCUCUGCGAGGACUUCCAGGCUCAUGGUGUCACCAUGGAUGGCGGGUUUGCCGAGUACUGCGCCUAUCCGGCCAAGCGGGUAUUCCACAUCCAGAACCUCUCCGAUGUUGAUGCCACUCUCCUCGAGCCGGCCUCCUGCGCGGCCCACGGGCUCGACAAGAUUGCACCCAAGAUGGGCUCCAGUGUGCUCAUGUUUGGGGCGGGACCUACAGGUCUGGUGUUAGCUCAGAUGCUCCGUCAGAACGGUGGUUGCAAGGUCGUUAUUGCAGCCCCCGAGGGCUUGAAGAUGGAUUUGGCCAAAUCGUUGGAUGCAGCGGAUGAGUACGUCGCACUGUCGAGAAAGGACCCCAGCGCACAGUUCGAGAAGCUCAAGAAAGACAACCCAUACGGCUUCGACAUUGUCGUCGAGGCGACGGGCAGCGUCAAGAUCCUCGAGGAUGCCAUCAACUAUGUUCGAAGAGGCGGGAAGCUCGUCGUGUAUGGCGUGUACGGCAGCAAGGACCGUGUUACGUGGCCGCCGUCCAAGAUCUUUGGCGACGAGAUCACCAUUCUCGGCUCCUUCAGCGAGACUUACAAGUUCCCUGCUGCCAUUGACUACCUUGACUCCGGAAAGGUUAAGGUCAAGGGUAUCGUCAACAAGACAUUCAAGCUCGAUCAGUGGGCCGAGUGUCUUGAGUCGAUGAAGAACAAGAGCGCCAUCAAGGCAGCCAUUGUUUUCGACUAG
This is a messenger RNA of Exophiala dermatitidis NIH/UT8656, 1050 nucleotides long. Its product is annotated as alcohol dehydrogenase, zinc-containing. Gene Ontology annotation, molecular function: oxidoreductase activity; zinc ion binding. NCBI's taxonomy places the organism in Eukaryota, Fungi, Ascomycota, Eurotiomycetes, Chaetothyriales, Herpotrichiellaceae. The transcript has 5 exons. The record is from RefSeq and is a predicted model, not a curated record. The coding region runs from base 1 to 1050 and encodes 349 amino acids.